Messenger RNA from Bursaphelenchus okinawaensis, 3024 nucleotides. NCBI's taxonomy places the organism in Eukaryota, Metazoa, Nematoda, Chromadorea, Rhabditida, Aphelenchoididae. The record is from the annotation of a GenBank genome assembly.
AUGGCAAGGAAGGCUAUAGAAUUGGCUACAAUUCUAAUAGACCGCAAUGAAACAGCGAAUGAAUCACCUUUGACUAACGUUAACUUUGAGACGGACUUCGAGUCUUCAUUGAUAAUUUCUGACCUUCUCCUUAGUCGUAAAGUAAGAAAAUAUAUAUUAGAAGCUUACUAACUUAGAUUUUAUCACAAUCCACAGAUCAAUAUUCGGUGGUAACGUUCGGAUCAACAGGAAUUUCGACAGUUCGAGACUUCGGAACGGUAGACUUCAAAGCAUUGGAAGAGUUGAAGGAAAUCAAGCCUGGAGUGGAAUAUGACACAUCUUGUAGGUUCUUUUUUAUGUGUUUUUUGGUUUUUAGGUUUAAGAGAUGGAGGCAAAAGAAAGCUAAAAGGGUGUGUAAAUGGCAUGGAUAAUAUAAAUUUAGUUUUAUCUUCAUUCUGACGGUGUGUAGUGUUUUCUUUUUGUAGAAAAAAUAAUGAAGAUUUUUACAGUUUAUUUUGUAGCAAAAAAGAUUUAAGGUCUAAAAAAAUAAAAAGAAAGAUAGUGUUUUUCAAUACCUGGUGUUAAGUGUAAUAUAAAUUUAAGCAUAACUUUUGUUUCCUAUAUUAAAUACAAUUGAACUUUUGAAAUAGGAAUAAAAAAGGAACAUCCUGCUUAUGAUAAGGUUACCAAUUUAAAAUUUUGACAAAAAAUUAUGUAACAGUUUAAAUUUUGAUUUGAGUAUAUCUGUUUACAUUGUUGUUAUAUCGUGCUGAACUAGUGUUUAAUAGGAGCGUUUUAAGAGUAUUUUGUUGUAGUUAAAACCUUUUCAAUAAUUUUAACGUAUAUUUUGAAAAAAAAACUGAUUUUUUGAUAUUAAUCUUCAUAUCAAGCUAAUAUAUUUUUAGUUGUAACAGCUAUCCAGCAAGCGUUAACUGGAUUUGAUCAGUUCACCAGGGAUGCUCUAAAGAAAAAGAUUGCUGGAAGGACGAUUUUGCUGCUCAGUAACUUGAAAAGCGCAGAUGAAAAGGAUCUUACCAACAAAAAUUCCCUAAAGUUGGCUAGUAUGCUGUCCAAAGAGCAUGUAGACCUGAUUAUUGGGUAUGAUUUUAACAUUUUUAUGUUUUGAUUUUUAGAAAAGAGAGUGGAGAAUGUAUUUGAAUACAAAAGAUCAUGUUAAAGCUGCGGAAUCACAUUGAAAACAGCUAAAAUGAUAUUGUUUUAGGUCUCCAGAUAUUCUUUUGGAAGACAAGAGCUCUGCCGCGUUUCAAUUCAUUCAAACUUUGGCUAGCCAAGCGUCGGUUCAAUGGUUAUCAUUCUCCGAAUGUUAUACUAGGUUCGAGGACUUUAAUCCAAGACAAACUCAGCCAAGAGGUCAGCCGUUUGAGCUUGAACUAGGACCUGAGGUCAAGGUGAAGGUUCAGAUGUAUGUGAAGAACACGAAUCUGAAACAGCAGUGGAAAUAUGACAUUUGUGAUAGUAGGGGCAAACAGGUAGGUAUUUUUUACAAAUAUUUUUGUUUUGGCAUGGGUAGAGCUUUUAAAAAAGUAGGGCAGGGUAGAAAAAUUUUUUUGAUUUUUUUUAGUUCACAAAGCAUUUCCAUUUCAAAACCAACCCAGAUGUGAAGGUAUCAGCGGCUGAACUAGACAAUAUGCCAGACGAGAUGAUAAAAGAUGGCACUCUUAUCAAAUCAAUGCAAGGCCGAGUCAUUGAAAAGCGAAAUUUGAUCAAAGGCUACAGAUAUGGCAAGGAUUACAUACCGGUGACCGACCUUGACAGAGAAGACUUCGUACCUAAACCGGAGACAAAACAGCUCAAGCUGAUUCAGUUUUCACCAAAAGAAAAUGUAAGACAAUAUUUUUUAUAUUAAGCUGUGGUAUAAGGAAAAAUGAAGUUAAUCUUAAUGGUUUUUCUACUGAAAAUGGCUUCAUCUCUCCGUUUGACACGGUUUUUUUUUAUUUUUAGGUAACAUUUUGUGCCUAAAAUGAAAUCAACGUCUAUUUCAGAACAUUUUCUCACAAAAUAACAUUAAAAUGACAUUGUUUAAAGCCCGAAAAGUUUAAAAAAUAAAAAAAAUUGUUUUAGAUCCUACCUCAAUACCUAAUGAAAGAAGCUCGCUAUUUCCUGCCAUACCCAGAAACCGAAGCUAGCCAAAAGAUUUUAAUGGAAAUGGCAAACGAUUUGAUAGCGAAAAAAUUGGUUAUGUUGUGUAGAUACGCGUACAGUGCAGCCGCUCACCCAAAAGUCGCCUGUUUGUUACCUAAAAUCAGCAAAACUGGUGUUCCGGUGGGUUUUUUUGUUUCUUCAACUUAAGUUUAUAAUUUUAAGGACGGCCUUUAUGAUUUUUGAUAUUAAAAUGGCGUUUUGAGUAUCUGGAAAUGACUUAUUGUUUAAUUUUUUUUUGAUUUUUAGGUAUUUAUUCACUACAUCCUGCCCUUUGGCGAUGAAUGCCGGAAUUUUGAGUUUCCGCAACUGGAAGACAAUGUCGAACUUUUGUCAGGUAUUGUUUGUUGAUUUUGAAUAUGAAAAAUGCUCUUUUUGAUAAGAAAAAGGGGAAAAAUUGAAUUUUUUGGGGGAAAAUGGCAAAAUUUUGGGAUUUUUUCUAAUUUUUUGCGGGGUUUUUGAAUGUUUGUUGCUAUUUUUUAUGUUUAUGUUGACAAACUUGAUCUGAAACGUAAAGGAAAAUGCUUUACAGAUUACCAACAAGACGCCAUGGACGAUUUCGUGGACAACAUGAUGCUAAAAUCGACCGAUUUCAAGCUGAAAAUCCUACCAGAACCCAAGUUUAUGCACGAGUGCGAACUCCUAAAGCAUAAAGCCCUGAAUCCGAACGUGCCAUUGCCAGGAACGGUGGAUUUGAAAAAGUCGAUUCGUCAUCUAUCCCGACCAGAAGCUGAAACGGAACAAGUCGUGGAUUCCAUCAUGAACUUGGCUGAUGCUUUUCCACUUCAAAUUGAUCCGAAUACCAAAUCGACUCACUUUAUCGGCCGAACCUUGGGCCAACAACUGCCUAUGGAGAUCCUGGAGCAGGUGAAGAAACAAGAAUGA